Carassius carassius (crucian carp) is the source of this 1179-nucleotide messenger RNA. It is a transcript of the gene timm10, whose product is annotated as translocase of inner mitochondrial membrane 10 homolog (yeast). The record is from RefSeq and is a predicted model, not a curated record. Bases 152 to 418 code for a protein of 88 amino acids. Lineage: Eukaryota; Metazoa; Chordata; Actinopteri; Cypriniformes; Cyprinidae. Gene Ontology annotation, cellular component: mitochondrial inner membrane. Gene Ontology annotation, biological process: protein insertion into mitochondrial inner membrane. The transcript has 2 exons.
UCAAUUUGCUGGAUGGAUCCACGUGGGUACUUUUUCCGGUCAAGUGCGCUCACUGAGGGUUAAGUAAGCUGUCAGAGCUCUUUGUUGAACGUGACCCACACGUUGUCCGGUGGGUUUUUAGUGAGGAUAAACCGAAAGGUCAUUAGCAGAGAUGGACCCCAUGAAAGCGCAGCAGCUCGCCGCGGAGCUGGAGGUCGAAAUGAUGGCUGACAUGUAUAACCGAAUGACCAAUGCAUGUCACAGGAAAUGUGUUCCACCUCAUUACAAGGAGGCAGAACUUUCAAAGGGGGAAGCUGUGUGUCUGGACCGCUGUGUCGCCAAAUACUUGGACUUGCAUGAGAGACUGGGACGGAAACUCACUGAGCUCUCUGUUCAGGAUGAGGAGGUGAUGAGGAAGGCCGCUGCAGGCACUGGAUAGACCUCCUGCAGACUCUAAGGGUGGUCCUGAAGGCCUGUGGAUGGGGGUUAUGGGAGGAAUGGGCUCUGUGGAUAUUUAAGGGGGAAAUCAAGCAGCAUGGCUACCGCUAUUAACAACAUAACACAAAUAUAAACAAUAUUGUGACGAAUAUUGAUCCAUUAUUAGACAUGCCACUGAAAGAUCAAGACUUUUGGAAGAAGGUGGGAUAUAUUUUAUCCUAUGAGUCUUUGAUCGUUUGUUGGCAUGAACAUUAUUAACAUCACAGGAAUAAAGCGUUUGUCUGGGAAGGGAUAUUUGUGAAAUAUUGUGAAAUUAUGUCCUUGUGAACUUGUUUGAGACUUUUUUUUUAUGUUGUCGCUGAUCUUUGUAAUUUCUGACAUUUUACAAAGUACCUUUAUUGCGCAAUAUAAUUAAAAUAUUUACCUUUCUGUUUCUCUUCUGACUCUUUCUUUAAAAUGAGCAAAAAUUAGCAUGUUAUUAUAUACAACUGUAUUAUUUAAUAAAAUUGUGUUAGGAUGGUUACCUGAUAGUUGAGAAUGUAGUUUUUAUUUUAUUAUUAUAUGUUUAAGGAGGAUUAAUUUAAAGUUUCCACUUUUAACAACAACCAAUGGACUGUCAGUAUGCUAAAAAAUUGUGUCAGUAAAUUCAUCUUUUUAAGGAACCACUUAUGUAAUAAAUUCUGUUUUCAACGAGACGUUUCCUGUUCGGUUUUGGUCAGUAUAGGUCACCUGCACCAUAAACUGACAUUUGUAUGGAAAACA